AUGAGCGACGAAGACCGCCCCAGCAGCAGCAGCAGCAAAAGGGCGUCCCUCCUCAGGCUCAAGUCCAAGGUGAAGGAAGUGAAACAAGUCGUCAUGUCCUCCCAGCUACCGCAGACGCACUACAAGAAGGAGGUGACGCGGCCGACUCGGCUGACGGGGCUGUUUCCUAAUACAACCAACCCGAUUGUGUUCUCUGCGCCGAUGCUAGGGACGGCGAACGGGAGGUUGGCGGCCGAGGUGAGCAAGGCGGGGGGGUUUGGGUUCAUCCCCGCGGGAUAUAACUUCAACCCCGAAUCCGGACCGGAUCAUCUAGGGCAGUUGGGGGAGGAGCUGAAAAUCGCGAGGAAGGUGCUGGAUUUGGAGCAGGCGACGCUGACGGCUGUCCCGGUGGGGGUGGGGUUCAUUCUUUGUCAUGAGAGUGCGAGGACGCAUUUCAUCGAGAGGGCUAUUCCCGUUUUGCAGGAGUAUUCCCCCCAGGCGGUGUGGCUUUUUGCUCCGAGGGUGGAGGAUGUGGAGGGGGGGGUGGUGAGGGGGAUUAUUGACGUGUUGCAUGAUAAUGGGUUUGUGGUUUUUUACCAGGUCGGGACGGUAAAGGCGGUGAAAGAGGCAGUUAGGGAUGGGGCGGAUGUGGUUGUUGCUCAGGGGACGGAUGCGGGGGGGCAUCAGUUUGCUAGGGGGGCGGGGACGAUAAGUUUUUUGAGGGAGGUGGUGGAGGUUGUUAAGGGGGAGAAGGAGAGGACGGGGAGGGAGGUGGAGGUUGUGGGGGCGGGGGGGGUUGUGGAUGGGAGGGGGGUGGUGGCUGCGUUGGCUUUGGGGGCUGAUGCGGUUGUUAUGGGGACGAGGUUCAUUCUCGCUGAGGAGGCGACGACGCCAAAGUUUAAGCAGGAGCUGAUUGCAAAGACAACGGACGGGGCCUCGUCAACUUUCAAACAUACGGUCAUGGACGACAUUCAGGGCACCACCAUCUGGCCAAAGAUCUAUGACGGCCGAGCCAUUGUUGGGGGUUCGGUUGAGGACCAUCUUAACGGGGUGCCAGUGGAGGACAACAUCCGGCUAUUCAAGGAAGCUGCAGAGAAGGGCGAGACGGACAGGACGAUUACUUGGGCUGGAAGCGGCGUGGGAUUGGUCAGCAAGAUCCAGCCGGCCGGUGAGAUUGUCAAGGAAGUGCGCGAAGAAGCGCUUCAACGCAUCAAGGAAUUGCAAACAUUGUUUUAAACGCCUAUUUUCGUGUAUAACCAUAGAUCAUCA
Molecule: messenger RNA, 1248 nt
Organism: Podospora pseudocomata
Lineage: Eukaryota; Fungi; Ascomycota; Sordariomycetes; Sordariales; Podosporaceae
Exons: 6
Coding region: 1-1215 (404 amino acids)
Molecular function (GO): nitronate monooxygenase activity
Source: RefSeq, a predicted model, not a curated record